AUGAGCAAUAUUAAAGUGUUCUGCAGAAUUAGACCAUUAAAUCAAAAAGAAACAUCUUUAAUCAGUUACAUUAUUAGGGAACAAACUUUGCAGAUAGGUGAGUAAAAGUUUACGUUUGAUAAGAUUCUUGAUAGUAAUACAACCUAACAGGAGGUAUAUGAUGAAAUCGGAAAGCCAAUUAUUGAUUAAGUUCUUUAAGGAUUCAAUGCCACACUGCUUAUGUAUGGCUAGACAUCGUCUGGUAAAACUUACACUAUGAUUGGGGGAUCAACACUAACCAGGAAUCAUUAAAAGAACCAUCAAUGA
This is a messenger RNA of Paramecium tetraurelia, 306 nucleotides long. RefSeq lists its product as uncharacterized. The record is from RefSeq and is a predicted model, not a curated record. Gene Ontology annotation, molecular function: microtubule binding; ATP binding; microtubule motor activity. Gene Ontology annotation, biological process: microtubule-based movement. NCBI's taxonomy places the organism in Eukaryota, Ciliophora, Oligohymenophorea, Peniculida, Parameciidae. The transcript has a single exon.